Messenger RNA from Debaryomyces hansenii CBS767, 648 nucleotides. RefSeq names its product H/ACA snoRNP pseudouridylase subunit (gene GAR1). The transcript has a single exon. The record is from RefSeq and is a predicted model, not a curated record. Gene Ontology annotation, molecular function: box H/ACA snoRNA binding. Gene Ontology annotation, cellular component: box H/ACA snoRNP complex. Gene Ontology annotation, biological process: ribosome biogenesis; snoRNA guided rRNA pseudouridine synthesis. Lineage: Eukaryota; Fungi; Ascomycota; Pichiomycetes; Serinales; Debaryomycetaceae. Bases 1 to 648 code for a protein of 215 amino acids.
AUGAACAGAGGAAGAGGUGGAUUUAGAGGUGGCCGUGGUGGUAGAACCGGACCAUCUCAAUUUCAACAAGGACCACCAGAUACCGUUUUAGAAAUGGGUGCUUUUAUGCAAUCUUGCGAGGGAGAUAUUGUUUGUCGUUCCAUAAAUGUUAAAAUUCCAUACUUCAAUGCUCCAAUCUACUUGGAGAACAAAACGCAAGUCGGUAAAGUUGACGAAAUUUUGGGACCUGUGAACGAAGUUUUUUUCACCAUUAAGCCAUCUGAAGGAGUUCAAGCCGAUUCUUUCAAGGACGGUGACAAAUUUUACAUUGGGCCAGAUAAAUUAUUACCGUUAGAAAGAUUCUUGCCUAAGCCAAAGGAAUUCGGUACCAAACCAAAGAAGAAGUCAGCCGGUGGUGCAGGUCGUGGUGGAUUUGGAGGCCGUGGAGGAGCCAGAGGAGGCCGUGGUGGAUUCGGAGGCCGUGGUGGAAGCCGUGGUGGAUUCGGAGACCGUGGUGGUCGUGGUGGAAGCCGUGGUGGAUUUGGUGGCCGUGGUGGAAGCCGUGGUGGAUUCGGAGACCGUGGUGGAUUUGGUGGCCGUGGUGGAAGCCGUGGUGGAUUCGGAGACCGUGGUGGACGUGGUGGUGGAUUCCGUGGUGGCCGUUUUUAA